This is a messenger RNA of Colletotrichum scovillei, 1581 nucleotides long. Its product is annotated as coatomer epsilon subunit. NCBI's taxonomy places the organism in Eukaryota, Fungi, Ascomycota, Sordariomycetes, Glomerellales, Glomerellaceae. Gene Ontology annotation, biological process: intra-Golgi vesicle-mediated transport; endoplasmic reticulum to Golgi vesicle-mediated transport; retrograde vesicle-mediated transport, Golgi to endoplasmic reticulum. Bases 63 to 947 code for a protein of 294 amino acids. Gene Ontology annotation, molecular function: structural molecule activity; protein binding. The transcript is spliced from 4 exons. The record is from RefSeq and is a predicted model, not a curated record. Gene Ontology annotation, cellular component: COPI vesicle coat.
CAUCAAUUGGCAUCAAUCAUCAACGACAACCUCCCUCCGAACGAACGAACGAAACCGCCAAAAUGGACCCCUACUCCGCCGAAGGCGAAUUGAUCAACAUCCACAACUAUUUCCACCAGGGCCAGUACCAGGAGGUCAUUGAUUACGAUACUUCUGCCCUUUCCUCCGAGAAUGAGCUUCCCGCCCGCGUUCUAGCUCUGCGAGCCCGCAUCGCUCUUGGUCAAGCUGAAGAUGUCAUCGCCAACGUGCAGGGAGAGAAGGAGCCCGAACUGGUCGCCCUUGGAGCGCUCGCUGAGAGCGCACUUGGCAAGACGGAUUCUGCCGUGAAGACGAUCGAGAAGCUCGCCGCAUCCGAGGGGGAGAACGCUACAGUCCAGAUUGUUGGAGGUACAGUCCUGCAGGCUGCGGGCAAGCCAGAAGAGGCUCUUGCCUUGCUUUCACAGCACCAGGGAAGCUUGGACGCUGUUGCCCUCAUUGUUCAGAUCCACCUCCAACAGAACCGCAACGACCUCGCCCUCAAGGAGGUCACCGCCGCGAGACGAUGGGCACAGGACAGUUUGCUGGUCAACUUGGCCGAGUCAUGGGUUGGUCUGAGACAGGGCGGAGACAAGUAUCAGCAGGCUUUCUACGUGUUCGAGGAGCUUGCACAGGCGCCCGCAACGUCGUCCAUUGCAACUCUCGUCUCUCAGGCCGUUGCUGAGCUGCACCUUGGACGUACAGAGGAGGCACAGGCAGCGCUGGACCAGGCUCUGGCCAAGGACGCAGGCUAUGCCGAAGCUAUUGCCAACCUUCUGGUGUUGACGGUGAUUUCGGGCCAAGAUCCCAAGGAGUUUACAGAGAAAUUGAAGGCGGCGGACCCCCAUCACCAGUUCCUUGUGGACCUGGAGGAGAAGAGUGCGCUAUUCGACAAGGCGGCGACUAAGUACAGCCCCAAGGUGUCUGCAUAAGGUAGACGGCGUGUACUGCUGAUGAGGCAUAAUGUUAGGCGUACGGUUUAGAGGAACUCAAAUGGAGAUACAACGGCUCGGAAAAGCGCAACGAGACCACUCGAAUUACUACUUUCCACUUGAAGAUACCCAUCUGCUCGCCCUCGCUUGAUCCGAAAGUCGGUUCCUUCUUUGCCAGAUGCGCGCGACCCGCCAGUGAUCGGCAGGGCUCGAAGGGUCUAUGGUUUCGCCGAGACCGUCUGGCCAGCUGUUCGUUUCGGGCAUGCAUGAACAAACCCCCGGGUCAUGAUUGGACGGGACUGGACAGUCAGGACGGAGAGGGCCGGUUGACCGAAGCCGCCCGAGGUGACGGAUCGGUGGCUUUACACAUCGGCAGAUUGACAUCAUGGCUUCCUAUUCUUGAUUAGCACCAAGCGCCAAUAAGACGGCCGGGGCCCCAUGUGCCUGACUCAGGGCUUUCUCCCAACUUUUAGAGUCAAAGAAGUACGAAAAUCACAGGCAAACAACUGCUAUUAGGGCUUACUGCCAGGAUAGACCAAUGGAACUUGCGCUUUGAACAGUUCUGACUGACGGAGCAGACUUUCCGGCAAGGAUUGAGUUUGAGUAAGGUUAUGAUGAGCAGGACAUCCGAAAU